AUGUUCGAGUCGCUGCUCUCGGAAAAGUUCAGCCAUGGAUUUGACAUCGUCUUGGGCCUCGCACUGCUGCUGUCGUCCCUCUUCACCAUCAUUCUGCUGACCCUGCCAUCUCAGUAUGAUCCGUACAUGGACAGGCCGCGUAAGGUGGUCGAUGAAGAGGGCAAGGAGGUCAAGGUGAAUGGAAAGGAUGGAAGGGAUCCAUUGGACUUCAAGCAAGGCAGAACGGCCCAGAUUGUCGUCCUGGGAGACAUUGGACGCUCACCCCGCAUGCAAUACCAUGCUCUGAGCAUUGCCAAACACGGCGGCAGGGUGUUUCUGAUCGGCUAUCAGGAGUCAGAGAUACACCCGGAUAUCGUGUCCAGCCCGUUGAUCGAGGUCGUGCCACUGGUGCCAGCACCUUCAUUUCUUCGUUCCAGCAGCAAGCUGCUGUUUCCUAUCCUGGCCCCUCUGAAAGUCCUUUGGCAAGUCAGAAGCCUUUACCGCGCUCUCUGCUACCGCUCGCAACCUGGACGAUGGAUGCUCGUACAGAACCCUCCCUCGAUACCCACUCUCGCUGUAGCAAGUCUUGUCUGCCUCAUUCGCAACACCGAACUCGUCAUUGACUGGCACAACUUUGGCUACUCAAUACUGGCACUCAAGCUCGGCAAUAGUCAUCCACUUGUAAAGAUUUCUGCUCUGUAUGAGAGAGUAUUCGCGAAGGCUGCAAAGCAUCACUUCACCGUCACUCACGCCAUGGCCCGCGUACUAAAAGACUCGUAUGGCGUGACAGCACAAGCGCUUCACGACCGUCCAGGUCCAAUGUUCCGCCCCAUCGACUCCCAAGAGCGAUCCGAGUUCCUUUCCCGCCUCCCAGAGACCGCACAAUACGCCGAGGACCUUACCGCAUCGACCAAAACACCCUGGAAGCUGAUAGUCAGCUCAACAUCCUGGACUGCAGACGAGGACUUCUCUCUCCUCCUCGAAGCACUGUGCACCUACUCCGCGCAAGUGGCUGCGAAAACCAAUCUACCCAACAUCUUAGCCAUCAUCACCGGCAAGGGACCACAGAAGGAACACUACCUCUCCAAGAUCCGCGCCCUGAACCAGGAAAAGAAGCUACUAAACGUCGUCAUACAAACCGCCUGGCUCACAACCUCAGACUACGCCAUGCUCCUCGCCGCCGCCGACCUGGGCGUCUCGCUCCACACGUCCUCCUCCGGCGUCGAUCUACCCAUGAAGGUCGUCGACAUGUUCGGCGCGGGCCUACCAGUCGUAGGCUGGGGCAAGUUCGAAGCCUGGCCCGAGCUAGUCCAGGAGAACGUCAAUGGCAAAGGGUUCGAGAGCUCGCAGCAGCUGGCCGACCAGCUUCUGGCUUUGUUCGGCGACCAGGCCGGGCUGCUGCAGACGCUGAAGCAGGGCGCGCGCAGGGAGAGCGAGAACAGGUGGGACGGCGAGUGGGAUCGCGUUGGCGGGAAGCUGUUCAGGUUGGUGGACUGA
Messenger RNA from Ascochyta rabiei, 1476 nucleotides. RefSeq names its product Chitobiosyldiphosphodolichol beta-mannosyltransferase. The coding region runs from base 1 to 1476 and encodes 491 amino acids. The transcript has 2 exons. Gene Ontology annotation, molecular function: mannosyltransferase activity. NCBI's taxonomy places the organism in Eukaryota, Fungi, Ascomycota, Dothideomycetes, Pleosporales, Didymellaceae. The record is from RefSeq and is a predicted model, not a curated record. Gene Ontology annotation, cellular component: endoplasmic reticulum.